Echinops telfairi (small Madagascar hedgehog) is the source of this 2509-nucleotide messenger RNA. RefSeq names its product tryptophanyl tRNA synthetase 2, mitochondrial (gene WARS2). The record is from RefSeq and is a predicted model, not a curated record. Gene Ontology annotation, biological process: mitochondrial tryptophanyl-tRNA aminoacylation. Gene Ontology annotation, molecular function: ATP binding; tryptophan-tRNA ligase activity. Bases 1 to 894 code for a protein of 297 amino acids. The transcript is spliced from 7 exons. Lineage: Eukaryota; Metazoa; Chordata; Mammalia; Afrosoricida; Tenrecidae. Gene Ontology annotation, cellular component: mitochondrial matrix; mitochondrion.
AUGGCGCUGCACAUAACGCGGAAGGCGCGUGGGUGCUGGAGCUUCAUCCGGGCACUUCAUAAAGCGACUGCUCCGGCUCCUGCUCCCGAGAAAGAUGGCAUGGAGCGGAUAUUUUCUGGAAUUCAGCCCACAGGAAUCCCCCACCUCGGCAAUUACCUGGGAGCCAUUGAGAGCUGGGUGAAACUACAGGAUGAGUACGGUUCUGUGCUGUACAGCAUUGUGGAUCUCCACUCCAUCACUGCUCCACAAGACCCAGCUGCCCUGCGGCAGAGCAUCCUUGACAUGACUGCUGCUCUUCUGGCCUGUGGCAUCAGCCCGGAAAAGAGCACCCUUUUUCAGCAGUCUCAGGUUUCUGAACACACACAAUUAAGUUGGAUCCUCACCUGCAUGGUUAGACUACCCCGAUUGCAGCAUUUACACCAGUGGAAGGCAAAGACCACCACGCAGAAACAUGAUGGAACUGUGGGCCUGCUGACCUACCCUGUACUGCAGGCGGCGGACAUUCUGCUCUACAAGUCCACACACGUUCCUGUCGGGGAGGAUCAAGUCCAGCACAUGGAACUAGUUCAAGAUCUAGCACAAGGUUUUAACAAGAAGUAUGGGGAGUUCUUCCCUGUGCCCAAGUCCAUUCUAACUGACAUCAUUUUAAAGAAGUAUUACAUGUGCCAGGUGUCAGUGUCAGAACAUAAGAGCGCUGGCUUAGACACCGCUCGCUACAAGCUGGCCGUGGCGGAGGCUGUGAUUGAGAAGUUCGCCCCAAUUAAGGGUGAAAUCGAAAAGCUGAAGAUGGACAAGGGCCACUUAGAGAAGGUUUUGCAAAUUGGGUCAGCAAAAGCCAAAGAAUUGGCGUGCCCUGUGUACCAGGAGGUGAAGAAAUUGGUUGGCUUUUUAUAGGAACUGGCAACAAAAGGUUUUUGUAUCGAUCGUGGGGGCCCUAUACUCCAAUUGCACCCACUGCUCUCAAAAGCAAAAUAUUGUAGUUGGGACAUUUAAUGUGAUACACCUGAUUAUUGGGUUGGUUUGGUGAACAAUUCUGUAUGGCCUUCAGAUACAGCAAAGCUCAAUGCAUAGUGGUGGUGGUGUGGGGGCAGGGAGACAGGGAUUUCAUGAGAAUAAUUUGAGGGGGGGUGGUUGGUGAGCAGUGGGUUGGCAGGUGCUGAUCGUCACUUGAUUUCUCUCUGGAGCCCUUACCUUCACAGGUGCUCACUUUGUCCCACCACCACUGAAAAAACAAUAAUUAUAGGGAGAGGUCUUAGACCAGUAAGCCUUGGCUUACCAUUUUGAACCAUGUGCAUUCAGAUAUCAAGAAAAUACGCUGUAUAAAUCAUUUUUCUUUGAGAUGGUGGUGCCUACCUCAUUGUGUGUAAGCUGUUUCACUUGUUUUCCAUGAUCCCUGGAUAUGGGUUAUAUUUUUUACUUAUAAUUUUAAAUUAUAAAAUUAGCCAGAAAUACGUGGUAAGAAUUUCUGUGAAGAUUGCAUUAUCUCAGCUUGAUUUGUUAAUUAUGCAAAAGGCCAGCCUGCUGGAUUAGGUUCUCCACAAUUAAUCCUUUACAUUUGUUUUAGUUUAGUCUCACCGGCCCCCUGUGAAAACACAUAGGUGAGGAAUUACUGUGAAGAGAAAAGAGAGGCUCAGAGAAGAGGGCACAGCAAGCUUGUACAGUGCCUCCCGAUAAGAAAAGCCAAGACAGAAACCUUUACUCCUUAUACCUGUGACCCAAACUCAAACUCACCGCCAUCAGGUUGAUCCCGAAUCAUUGUGACGCUAAAAGGUAGCACUGCCCCUGUGAGUUUCUGAGACUAACUCCACAGGAGUAGAAGCAUUCUCUUGCCUCCUGAGGAGCGGCUGGCUUCAAACUGGUGGCCUUGCCAUCAACAGUCCAACGUGUAGCCUCAGUGUCAGUAGGGCUCCUGCUUUCUUCACCAGAUUGCAGGUGAGAGAUGCCAAACUUUCAGGCUUUCAGGCUGGGUACCAGAAAUACAAGACCUUAACUACUGAUAAAGGGUUUAUAUUUGCAACUUGGCCACUUGAUGCCUGCUUUACAUCUGGAUUCAGUUGGCCUUGGUUUGGUUGUCAACAUCCCCAAGACUCUGUUUUGUGGCGAUACCACAAAGCCUAUUCUGCCAGGCAGCAAUGCUGGUGAGGCUUGACAGAUGAGCUCUUCUCAGGCGAGAGUGGAAUUCUCAUCUCACACUCCAUCUCUAACGCCUCUAAGUCACCGUAAGAGUGACUUCUCUGUACUCCCAUUUCUACCCCUGAAAGGGAACAUUGUAGUCCUGUCCCCAGGACCUAUUAGUGAGAUUAAUUUUGUAAGAGAAAUUGCUUGUACCGUUUUUGGUUUUUGCCAGUGAGUACUAUGACCACCCUUUAUAUACAAGAGGGGCAAUCGUUUGUAUGUCUUUCUCAAGAGAAAUAAAUAGAAGAGUGGUUCUUCUAUCACAGCAGUUUUCAACCUGUGGGGCUCGACCCCUUUGGGGGUGGAGCGACCCUUUCACAGGGGCUGCCAGAUU